This is a messenger RNA of Dictyostelium purpureum, 912 nucleotides long. RefSeq lists its product as uncharacterized. Gene Ontology annotation, molecular function: enoyl-CoA hydratase activity. Gene Ontology annotation, biological process: fatty acid beta-oxidation. The transcript has a single exon. NCBI's taxonomy places the organism in Eukaryota, Evosea, Eumycetozoa, Dictyosteliales, Dictyosteliaceae. The record is from RefSeq and is a predicted model, not a curated record. The coding region runs from base 1 to 912 and encodes 303 amino acids. Gene Ontology annotation, cellular component: mitochondrion.
AUGAUUAAACAAAUUUUUAAAAGUAAAUUAAAUUAUAAUAAUAUUAUUUUUAAUAAUUCUCAAUUAUUAAAAUCAAAAAAUAUUAGAUUUUUUACUACAGAAACAAAAACAACAACUACUGUAGGUCAAGAAUGUAUACUCGAAAAAUUAACAGGUGAAAACGAAGGUAUUAGUGUAAUUUCAUUCAAUAGAGGACAUGUUAAAAAUGCAUUGGGUAAAAAUUUAAUGCAAGAAUUUAGACAGCAUUUACACGAACUUAGAUUUUGUACUUCAACAAGAGUUGUUAUUCUUCGUAGUUUAGUUGAUGGUGUAUUCUGUUCAGGUGCAGAUUUAAAAGAAAGAGCACAAAUGUCACAAGUUGAAGCAUCACAAUUUGUACAUUCAUUAAGAUCAUCUUUUACCGAGUUGGAAACAUUACAAAUGCCAACUAUUGCCGCUAUUGAAGGUGCUGCUAUGGGAGGUGGUACAGAAAUGGUUUUAGCAUGUGAUUUUAGAGUUGCAAGUGCUUCAUCAAAAAUGGGUUUACCAGAAACAGGUUUAGCAAUUAUCCCAGGUGCUGGUGGUACACAACGUUUACCAAGAUUAAUUGGUAUUCCAAGAGCUAAAGAAUUAAUCUUUACCGGUGCAAUUCUCGAUAGUAAACGUGCUUUAGAAAUUGGUCUUGUUCAAUAUGCCACUGAAAAAGGUGAAGCAUUUAAUAAAGCUAUAGAAAUCGCAAAACAAAUUUUACCAAAAGGUCCAGUAGCUAUUAGAAUGGCCAAACAAGCAAUUGAUAAAGGUAUGAACGUUGAUAUUUCAACUGGUAUGGUCAUUGAACAAGCCUCAUAUGCUCAAGUUAUCCCAACCAAAGAUAGAAUAGAAGGUCUUACUGCUUUUAGAGAAAAGAGAAAACCAAUUUACAAAGGCGAAUAA